Labrus bergylta (ballan wrasse) is the source of this 2761-nucleotide messenger RNA. It is a transcript of the gene dglucy, whose product is annotated as D-glutamate cyclase. Gene Ontology annotation, biological process: glutamate metabolic process. Gene Ontology annotation, molecular function: D-glutamate cyclase activity. The record is from RefSeq and is a predicted model, not a curated record. NCBI's taxonomy places the organism in Eukaryota, Metazoa, Chordata, Actinopteri, Labriformes, Labridae.
UCACCUGUUGCAGCAGGGUUGUUAAAACCAGCUCAGCCAGCCAGGCAGCCUCUGCAGUUUGCACUGAACAAACGUCUCCUUAAAUACCAGAAACCAGCGUGACUGUAGAACAGAAGAGGAAAGAGUGUUAGUCUGAGUGGCUUACAAAGUGUGUGCUCUGUAAAUGGAGAAGUCGGACACUUUAAAAUCUCUGAGUCCUGCAGAGUUGAGGCUGUUGAUCAGACAGGAGGAUCCCAGAAUCAAAACCACGUCUGGAUUAGCAGAAGGAUACCAGCAGGCUAAUGUCGUUAUCUUGCCCAAACAUCUCGCUGAUGACUUUGAAGAUUUCUGUCACAAAAAUCGCCCCCUGCCGCUUCUUUACCGCAGCCAACCAGGAGAGACUUCCUGUCCGCCUCUUGCUAAACAUGCAGACAUAAGGACGGAUAUCUCUCAGUACUAUGUGUAUGAAGAAGGCCGGAUGGUGAAAACUGUCCCAAAUCUGCAGAGCUGCAACGUUCAGUUGAGGAUAGGAUCGGAGCAGCAGGCUGUGGAUCCUGGCUUCUGGUCCGACAUGGUGUGUUUCUAUCAGGGCUGCAGUUUUGGUUUCGAAGGCCGACUGAAGCAGGCUGGAGUCCCCGUUAGAAACGUGGAGCAGGGUAAAAACGUCAGCAUGUACAGGACUGCUGUUCCCUGUAUUCCUGCAGGAGCGUUCAGCUGCCCUCUAGUGGUCACGAUGCGUCCUGUUCCUGCUGCCAUGUUGGAUACAGUAGUGGAGGUUACACACCUUAACCCACUGGCACAUGGAGCUCCUGUGCACAUAGGAGACCCAGCUCUUCUGGGCGUGCAGGAUCUGUCCUCACCAGACUACGGGGAUGCAGUUGAGCUGCAGCCCGGAGACGUCCCAGUAUUCUGGGCCUGUGGCGUUACGGCUAUAGAAGCAAUACUCAGCAGCAAGCCUCCUCUGGCGUUCAGUCACUCUCCAGGCUGUAUGUUCCUGACGGAUGUCCCAGACUCCUCCACUUCUACUCUCAAACCUCCAGCCCGUGAGGGUGUAGACCCUGCAGCUUCAGCUCCAGACCCUGAGCUGAUCCCACUCAGCUUUUUAGUGUCCCAUAAUCCCUUGAUGUACAGUUUGGCGUCAAAGAGUGCUGUGGCAAAAAUCAGACAGCUGGAGACGAUUAUCGGAGAGGAUCCAGGUCAGCGAGGGAUCAAAGCUUUAUUUGUCCAGGAUGAACUUCUGCGCUCCUGUCUGGCUCUUUCACACGCUUCAUCUGUUGCCAUAACAACUGGCUUCCCCACACACUUCAUGCACAGCCCAGCUGACGAGACUGAUGGCCCUCCAGGAGCCAUUGCCAUGGCAACAAUGCUGUUGUCCCUCGGCAAACAGGUGACAUUGGUGAUGGACAAGCGAGAGCAGGACAUGAACCGGGCGAUCAUUGAUGAAGCUGUGAGAAAAGGUGUGCUGAAAAGUGAAGUCCCAUUGGUGACCUUUGAAGACAGUGGUCCUGACUCUGCACUGCACUUCCUGUGUCACAAUGGAGACCCCCACACGCCCAGGUACGACCACCUGAUAGCGAUAGAGCGCAGUGGACGAGCUGCAGACGGAAACUACUACAACAUGAGAGGAAUAAACAUCAAGCAUCUGGUGGAUCCCAUCGAUAACUUGUUUAUUGCUGCCGAGGAAAUACCAGGCAUUACCACCUCAGGAAUCGGGGACGGAGGAAACGAGUUGGGGAUGGGUAAACUGAAGGAGAAGGUGGCCAACUUGAUGCCCAGUGGGAGUCUCAUAGCGUGUGAUGUUCCCGCUGACUACGCCAUCACCGCUGGAGUGUCUAACUGGGGAGGAUAUGCUGUGGCCUGUGGGCUCUACCUGCUCCAUACCUGCCCCUCCCAUCAGAGGUACCUGAAGAAAGGACUGGGACUCACGACCCCUGAAGACCAGCUCCAGGACUGGACUGCUAACCUGCCGUCUGUGGACAAGGAGGAGUCGAUUCUUUCCACUCUGAUGAGUUUUGGGAUAAGAAGCGGGAAAACUGGAAACCUGGCCAUGGAGGUGGACGGUCUGACCUUUCAUCCCACUCACUCUGACAUCAUCACCAGACUGCUGGAGGUCACACGAGGCUCCAAACCUGCAAACACCUGAACAGCCUGUCAUCAUGUCUAAUCUGCAGCAGUAACAGACAUAACCAUGAUACUUACCCGUUUGUUUAGUGAGCUCAAGCUCAGAGAGUAUAUUCACACAAUUAGUGUGCUGCUGUGUGAAACAUUUACAUCUUCUCUUUUUUCUUUCUUCACUUCUUUUGGGCUUCUGAAUAGAGCAGAAAAAACAGAAUGUUUUACUUUAGACACUUUAGGCCUUGGUAACCUUUCAGCCUACUUCCUUGACGACUGAGGACCAAUCAGUCGACUCACAUAUAUUACCACCUCCUUAACCAACAUUAAUUAAACCAGGGCUCAAAGCAUGGAUACUGAAAACAUAUAAGGACACCUCACAGCUUUCAAGUUGAACCCUGAGCUGAUCGAUUCAAAGCUUUGUUUCAAAUGUAAGUGCCAAGAUAGUGAUUUAAUAUAAAGAAUAGUUUUGUUUCUAGUUGGAAAUCUGUCUGCUAAAUGUCACUUUCUUUCUGAAUUGUGUGUUUUUUCUGCACUUUAAUAGCAUCGAUGCUAAGCUCUGAUAAUUGUUGCCUUGAUUAGUGUGAAGGUUGAUACAUUAAAAUAAUCAUACCUGUGUCUUAAGGUCAACAAGCUGUUAUCAAAGAGAAAAUAAAGAACAUGCACUAUA